UUGUUUUCGUUUAUGUUUUGUGUUUUAUUUUUUUGCAAUAAAACUAACCGACUUCUUAUUUUAUUUUGUGGAACUUAUUAACUGUUAUGAAUUUGUGUUGUGGCAUAUCUGUGAUAUUGUCUUGAUAUAAAGUUGCCAAACUGUGCCUGCAAGUUGUGAUUGUUUUCAUUUUGUGAAGUUCUUAUUUAAUAUAAAUCAUUGUUUGAAUAAAAGAACAAGUUUUGUGACAGAAAUUUGCCGUUCUGAUAUGUGCGGGUCAUUUCCUGGGCUGUGAUUGGUCGGUUUGGGUACGCGAUGACGUGAUCUCGCCUCUGAUUGGCGGAGAUUUCCCGCGUUAAGAUGUCGGGUCUGCCGACAAGGAGCGAUGAUCUUAUCAAUGGUGUCGACGUACGGGAACAAGGAAGUGCUUUAAGAGUGGCGAGCAACACCCCCCACUUGGUCAGUCUGGGCACCGGCCGCCUCAGUACUGCUGUCACACUGCAUCCCAUCAAACAAGGUCGUGUGACAAUCGGCUCGGAUCCAACAUGCGACAUAUACGUGGUAGGCACCGGUGUUGCCAGCGUGCACUGCCGCGUCGAGAACUCGCACGGUGUUGUCACACUCUAUCCUCUUAGUGGAAGUACACUGUUAGAUGGCUUACCAGUGGAAAAGCCCACUAGAUUGUCUCAAGGUAGUAUGUUAACAAUCGGCCGGUCUAACUAUCUCCGUUUCAAUCAUCCUGAGGAAGCCAAGCUGAUGAAGUCAGUUUUACCAUCAGGUCACGUCUCCAUGGCACCCAUACAGUUCCAGCCUAACGAGCAGUGUCUACCUCCGGGUUAUAUCAAUCAUCAUACAGAACCAUCACAAUGUUACCAAACAAACAUACAAAAGAUCUAUAAAGAUACAACAUUAUCACAAUUAGAUCAAGAACUUGAUAUGACACUAAAAGAAAUGUCCAGAAAAAAACCACCUCUAGUCCCAAAAAAACCAUUCAGAGACCUAGACCAAUCGGACUCUAAUUCAGAUCAAGAAACGAGACCUAAAAUGUCAGGUAUAAUGGCGAAAGUAUCUAAAUUCGAAUAUUAUGCUAAACAACAAAAAUGUGUGGGUAGAAGUCAAUUUUAUACGUCAAAUGAUAAUGAAAUAUCACCGAAAGUAUUUAGUUCCAACUCUUUAACAGUAAAUACACCAGCCAAAGAUGUAUUAGGAGGUAAAAAUGUUCCCAAUUAUAUGACGAAAUUCAAACACGAACAGAAAAUGAUCGUGUUAAGUGAGAACAAUCUAGAAACGAAGAAUUCUUACUCCAACAUAGCUGUUAGAAAUAAAACUAAAAUUGAGGAUAUCGUAAGAAAUUUCGAUGACACUAAUAAACUACCUAAAAAGAUAAACAAUGAAAUGAGAUCGGAAAAUGUCUAUGGUCGUAUAAAUAAAGAUUGCGAAUCUAAAAGUAAUUUGGAUUGUAAGAACAAUCUGGAAGGGGAGGAAUGUUCUAGAAGGGAUCAGAAAGGGAUUGUGACGUCAUCGUAUGACAGGAGUCCACAAUAUAUGCCUGUUUAUAGCAACUGUCAAUAUGACAGAAGUGCAGAUGCCGAAAAUAUGAGAAUAAAGGCUUACCAGGAUAGAAUCAAAGAAGAAGAACAGAAGGAGGCAGAAACUGCUCGAUUGGAGGAAAUACUCAAUAUGUGUGCGGAAUAUGAACGACAAAUAGCCACAGGCAACCCUAUUACUCCUACCGAAAAGAGGUCACACAAUAAAAUUAUCACAAACGGGUCUCUACCGCGUAGUGUUGCCCUCAACAACCCCAAUUUUAUACAGACCAGUGACGGAUACUACAAAUUCGAUACUAGCAAUAGAAAUACAUCAAUGAAUAACUCAUUACCUCACCAAAGGAAUCUAUCUAGUUAUGAAAAUUUUGAUGACACACAAUCACCAUCAAAACUAGAUCAAAUGACACCAGAAGUGACUAUCGGAGAUAAUAUCGGUCGUAUGGACGAAAUAGGAAUACCAAUAUUCGAUGAUGAAUUCACAGAAGUAUCUAGUCCUAUAUUAAUAAGGAAAAACGGUGAAACAUCAUCACCUAUUAAUAGUCCAUACGAAAAUUUAUAUUUCAAAAAUAACUACACAAAUUUCAAACCGAAAUCACCAAACACCCAAAGUCCUAGAACAAGAAUAAAAACAAGCUUCGCACAUAAGAAUCUCUCUCCGCAAUAUUUUGUAUUUCCAACAGAAACAAAUUUCAAUCCAGAUAAACUAAAUCCUAAUAACCAAGAUAUAGAAAAGACUAAAUGUAGUGGAAUAGAAAAACAGCUAAGUCUAGAAGACGAAAUACCAAUGAUCGAUGAUUCAGAUUUGGCUAACGAUCUAGAAUUCAGAUAUUCAAAAGUAUACAAUGAUAAAAUAGAAAAUAAUACAAUUGAUACUAAAGAAAAUAUUCCAAGUCCAGUAGAAUUUGAUAUAGAACAGACAAUUAUUAAAAAUAAAAGCUUUGAUGAUGUUAAGAAAGAAUUAAUGGCUGAUAUUCCUGAAUUAGAAGAAUUCGAAAAUGAUCUUAAAGAUAAUAAAAAACGGGAUAAAAUAAUUAAAAAUAUAACAGAGGAUGUUAGGAAAAUGGAUUUGGAAGCAAGUUCAAUAGACAGUGCUGUUUUAGAUGAAAAUAUAGAUGAUUUGAAAUCAAAAUAUGAUACUUUGAAAGAAAAAAGAAAAAAAUUGGUUGCAGAUAUUCAUGAAUUGAAAUGUAAAAUGUCGGAAAUAAGGUCACAGGAAGAUGAUAUUUUACGUGAGUUGGAAAUGGAGAAAGCUUUAAUCAAAGGUGAAUACGACUCUGAGAUAGCAAUAUUAAAUAUAGAACAGAAGAAGAAAGCGGAAUUAACAGAGAACGCAAAGAAGAUAGAAGAAGAGAUUAAAGAAUUGAAAGAGAAACAAGAAAUACGACAGAAUGAAAUAAGAGAAAGAGUAGAAAUUGCAACUAAGAAAGUUGAAAGAAUAGAAAAAGAUUUAAAAGAGAAUGCAGCUACAUUAGAAGAAUUACAAAAUGCCCAAGACAUUUUGGAUAACGAGACGAAAAUAUUUGAAGAUUUGGAAUUUCAACAUUUAGAAGAGGAAUCAGAAUUAUUAGCAAAUAGAGAAGAUUUACAAAAUGAAAUCAUCAUUUUAACAAAGAAAAUAGACGCUCAAAAAAGUAGAAUACUAACUCUAAAGACUGAAGCCAACAAUAAUUUAACUUCAGCUUUAGACGAAACUAAAGUAUUACAGGCUAGGUAUGUAGAAUUACUAAAUCAAGUGGAGGAACUAACGGGCAAAGUACAAAAUAUAGAGACAGAAUUAAAACCAAUAGUAAAUAAACUAAACGAUAUAGAAAGAACUCAAUCACCAGACAGUGCAUUUUAUACUGACCAAACUAGAGCUAAAUCAGGAGAAUUUGGUUAUUCGCCUCAAACUUCUGACAGCGAUGAUAUAGACAUUAAGAUAACAAGCUUCGAAGAUCAUACGAAAAAAAUAAAAGAUAAAUUCAAUUCAAUAGAUCAGAUGUCACAAUCUAUGAUUGUUGAUAUUGAAAGACGAGAUGUAACAGAAGUUAACGAAAUUCGCUUAAGCGAAAGUCCAUCUAAGUCUUCUACUUCUUCUAAAGAGAAGAAAGGAUUUUGGGAGAGGAAUUUCGAUUCUUUAAAGCGGAAAAGCAAAGAUAAGAAAAAACCAGAAAAGAACGAUCUCAUGUCGCAGAGUUUUAACGAAAAUAUUUUCUAUAAUAGUGAAAAUAUAGAAAUAGAUUUAGACAAAUUUAAUAGUUUGAGACAUUCGAAAAAGAAUAAAAAAGAUAAUGGACCAUUAAAAAGUAAUUCAUCAUCAAAAAUACCAACAUUCGCGGCUCUAGGAAAGAUAAUGAAAAAAGAUUCGUUCAAUAAAAAGAUACAAAAUAAAAUAGACGAAGCUAAUGAAAAUAAAAAUCGUUAUAUUAAAAACGUUAAACCGACAACUGAAAAUAAAUACAAAUCUAAAUCAUUAUCACCAGAUAAAGUGACAAAUGAGAAAGAUAAUCUAGAUAAUAAAAAUGAAUUAGCAAAAUCAAUGACAGUAACUUUUGAAAGAACCGAUUUCAAUGAUUCAGUAACUAAAGUUGUACAUAGAAAAAGUUGUGGUGAUGAACCGAAUAGGAGUUUGGAAUUCAAUAAGAUGACAGAAUCUGGUAAGAUUCCGUCACAAGAUGACAUAGAUAGGAUAUCAAAGGUGACAAUGGAUGCUCCUAUAUUAUCAAGUGACACAGAUAUGAAUUCCUUGGGGAAGAGAACUUUGGACAGUCUAAUGGAAAUAGAAAGGAAACGAAUUGAGAUGUUGGAAGAACAAGGAUGCCAAAUGAUAGAGAACGAAAGAGAGAAGAUAUCAGAACUAAAGAGAAGAGCUCAGGACGAAACCAAAAAGCUAUGGGACCAGAAGAACAGGUCGGGACAGACCAAGUCAUUCGACGGUGACGUCGAGAACGAUCGUAGCCGUGACGUCACAGAUAGACACGUAACUGAUGACGUCAGAACUAACAGACACGUCACUGAUGACGUCAGAACUGACAGAUACGUCACCGAUGACGUCAGAUAUGGAGUGGACGAUGCCGGCGUGACAGAUGACGCUUUUAAUCUAACCAGCUCGACUAUAUUUGAAGAGAGUUCCGGAUUCCUGUCGUCGUCUAUUGAAGAGCUUCAAGUUCGCAACUCACGCACGGAGUCCACUGAGGAUGAUAAGCGUAGUGACGACAGCCGGCCGCUCAGCCAUGCUUCCGAUUUUAGCAGGGAUAAUAUACUAUCGCUCAGUAACGCCCCGCGGCGCAGUCGGCGCGGUGUGUCUGCGCAGGAGUGGCAGCGGCCGCUCACACGCUACUUACCUGUUGACAGAGAUGACUUUGAUCUGCGCAGACAUGUCGAGUCCGCUGGUCACCAGAUCGAGCUGUGCCCUUACUUGACGAUCAAUUCGACGUCAUGUCGCGGCUACUUGCACAAGCUGGGGGCCAAGUUCCACACUUGGUCCAAAAGGUGGUUCGUUUUCGACCGCGAGACGAAAACGUUCGUCUACUACUGGGACAAGACAGAGAAGAAGCCGAGAGGUGGUGCAUAUUUCCAGGUAAUCGAAGAAGUAUACCUAGACCACGGCAACACUUCUAAGUCACCAAACCCUCAGACCACAUUCAUAGUGAAAACCAGACAGAGACAAUAUUAUCUGAUGGCACCUUCAGGAGAAGCUGCCAGGAUAUGGAUUGAUGUGAUAUUCACCGGGGCACAGGGGUACACUGAAUACUUAGAGUGAAUAUUCAAUAUUUAUUGAGUAUUGGAAAGUUCAACUCAAUAUUUGAGUUAACAAAUAUUGAUUGUGACUCAAUAUUUAUUUUAUAUUGAGCGAAUUAUU
Molecule: messenger RNA, 5367 nt
Organism: Papilio machaon (common yellow swallowtail)
Lineage: Eukaryota; Metazoa; Arthropoda; Insecta; Lepidoptera; Papilionidae
Product: pleckstrin homology-like domain family B member 1
Exons: 19
Coding region: 340-5268 (1642 amino acids)
Molecular function (GO): protein binding
Source: RefSeq, a predicted model, not a curated record